Nicrophorus vespilloides is the source of this 1844-nucleotide messenger RNA. It is a transcript of the gene MICU1, whose product is annotated as calcium uptake protein 1 homolog, mitochondrial. Lineage: Eukaryota; Metazoa; Arthropoda; Insecta; Coleoptera; Silphidae. Bases 105 to 1601 code for a protein of 498 amino acids. Gene Ontology annotation, cellular component: uniplex complex. Gene Ontology annotation, molecular function: calcium ion binding. The record is from RefSeq and is a predicted model, not a curated record. Gene Ontology annotation, biological process: mitochondrial calcium ion homeostasis; calcium import into the mitochondrion. The transcript is spliced from 10 exons.
AAUGGCCGAAAAGUGGGACUUUUAUCAGCUGUCAGAUUAGUGUUGUAGGACGAACGAUUCUUAUUUGUUUAUGUAAUUAAUACUAAGCAAAUGAGAACGAGAAAAUGAUCCUCAGAGUGUUGAAAUUGGGGGCUUUGGGGCAGCGGAUGGUGGCAUCGCAGGGAUGGGUCGUCAAUGCUAAACCUGCGUGUGGUGUCGCACGUUUAGAUGUGGUGAACCAUAAUCAUCAGCAGAGGAGGAAUUACAAGAACUUCGGUCAUAAGUCGGAACCGGAAGCUUUCGUAUCGAAAUUGUGGUACACCUUCCUGGGGUUUACCUUCUUUGGACUGUGCUGGAAUCCUGAUUGGAUUAAGAAGCUAUUUCCACCAGUCAAGGCUGAGAGUCCAGCGACUCCCGAGCAAAUUGAUGAUUUGGAGGAUGGUGUUGAGGGUGAGAUCAAGGAGGAGGAGAAGCCCCAUAAGAAACACAAGAAGCCAAAGAUUGGGUUCAGGGAUCGAAAGAUAAUAGAGUAUGAAAAUCGUAUGAGGGCUUAUUCCACUCCAGAUAAGAUAUUCAGAUAUUUUGCGACUGUUAAAGUGUCUUACUCGGAUGGGGUGGACACUUACAUGACUCCCGACGAUUUUCUUAGGGCCAUCACGCCAGGCAACAAGCAGCCCGACGGUUUAGGUUUAGACCAGUACAAGCGCUACGAUCCAAAGCAUUUUAAGGAGACGUUGCAAGAUCGCCUGGAUUUGACCUUGGACCAGGAUAGCAUCUUCUACAAGCUUGGAAGUUCCGGUCUGAUUACUUUCUCCGAUUACAUUUUUCUGCUGACGGUUUUGUCCACAUCGCGUAGGCACUUCGAGAUAGCUUUCAGGAUGUUCGAUCUGAACGGUGAUGGAGAUGUGGACUGCAAAGAGUUCGAAAAGGUGGCAACUUUGAUUCGUCAGCAGACCAGCAUCGGCUCUAGGCAUAGGGACCACGCCAAUACCGGCAACACUUUUAAGGGUGUGAAUUCGGCUUUAACCACAUACUUCUUCGGGCCUACUCUCAAGCAGAAGUUAACCAUCGAAAAGUUCCUAGACUUUCAGGAGCAACUGCAGAAGGAGAUCUUAAGUUUAGAGUUCCAGAGGAAAAGUCCCAACGAGAACGGUAACAUCUCCGAAGCCGACUUCACGGAGCUGCUCUUAGCAUAUGCCGGGUAUCCGCAGAAGAAGAAAGUCAAGAUGCUGAAACGAGUGAAAAAAGCUUUCCGUGAUCAUGGACAAGGAGUAUCCAAACAAGACUAUCUAAACUUCUUCCACUUCUUGAAUAAUAUCAACGACGUCGAUACUGCUCUGACGUUCUACCAUAUCGCCGGUGCUUCCAUUGACCAGGCCACCCUCAAACACGUCGCCAAGACCGUCGCCCACGUCGAUUUAAGCGAUCACGUCAUCAACGUUGUUUUCACCAUUUUCGAUGAGAACUUGGACGGACAGUUGAGUAAUCGCGAAUUCAUCGCCGUGAUGAAGAACAGGCUGCUGAGGGGUCUGGAGAAGCCAAAGGAUACUGGCUUCAUCAAGUUCAUGCAUUCGGUGAUGAAAUGUGCCAAAGAGACAAGACCCGCGAUCUUGGACAUCUAGGAAGGAUAAUAAUAGUUAUAUAUUUUAUUCGAAUACCGAAGUGUUGCUCCUAUUGCGGAUUGUUUUAUUUAUAUAUACAUAAGGAAAAUUUAUUUAUUUUUUUGUUUUUUUUUUCUCUUGGAAUGUUGGAUCUAUUGAACUUUGUUUCCUUUUUUAUAUGCGUAUAUAUUUACAUGUUAAGAUCUGAACUAGCGUCAAUAUUACAGGCAAGUUAGAAUACAUACUUAACGAACUAUAACAAUA